AUGGCACAAUCGUCAUACAAUCCACUUCUCUCAGAUGUUGGCCUUGCUGCUGAAUUAUCUCAGCUGCAGCAACGCUACGAUGCACUUCUUGCCACCAAAGAACGUGCUGCGGAGCGCUAUCGGAACGACUACAAGAAGUGGAGACGAUUCAAGGAGUAUCUAUUCCAGGAAGACCGGGAGGUUGCACAGGAGGUUCAGGAGAAUCCUGCAGGACGCAAAAUGAUUCAAAUGGCUAGCAUCCUCAGAAAGCGAAAACGCUUCACGGACCUUGGUUUGGAUACCAUACUCGAUCAGUCAGAGGCAGCAUUGUCGACCUCGAACGCCGAUGAAGAAGCCCUCGAUGGACUAUCAGGCUCAGGGACACAUGGACAACUUGCAGAUAGCCGGUUACGGCCGUCCGAUGAACACUCAUCUCCCUCGACACUCCAAACUAGGAACAGUUCCAUUUUGCACCAAGAUGAACUUCGGAGCCAGUAUUCUAGUGAUGGCAUGAAUAACGCGGGUGCUUCACACAGGACGCAUUAUUCAACUCUGACGGCCUUGGAGAACGACCAGACGAUUCAUUCGCUAGACGCUCUUCCAGUCACAAGUACAACUGCAAGGUCACGUUUGGUUAGCGUUGACAGGACUCGAGGAGAUGAACACGGCAUCAGAACCCAAUUUAUGAUCGAUCCUGACCAGAACGAGGGCCUCGACUUUCAAUUCCAUGGUGUCGUCAGAAAUUAUAGGGAUAGGAAGCGGUUACCUGGCGAUGAUUGUGAAUGUUGUCGAGAUUAUUACGAGGCGGUGGGUGCGCAACCUGAACGUCAACGACAACCGUUAUGGCGAUCUCCUACCGGCUCACCUCACAAGCAAUGCAAACGUCCUCGCAAGGCUAGCUUCUCAGGGAGCGAGGGUGCACCGGAGAGUGAUGAACGGGUGGCCAUGCAAUUGCAUCGUAACGAGGUUUCACGUCAUCGGCAACAAUGGGCUGGCCCUAGCACGCCUCCUGGCUACUGGGACAUUGGUUUCCCCGAUACUCAACAAGCGGCGGAAAUCAAUAGGCGCGCGCACCGUAUGAUUGAACGCAAAGGGGAGAAUAUACGGCACGAAGCCAACCGGCCAAAUGGCAAAUACAAGCGCGUAGAGUGA
Molecule: messenger RNA, 1131 nt
Organism: Punctularia strigosozonata HHB-11173 SS5
Lineage: Eukaryota; Fungi; Basidiomycota; Agaricomycetes; Corticiales; Punctulariaceae
Exons: 5
Coding region: 1-1131 (376 amino acids)
Biological process (GO): DNA double-strand break processing involved in repair via single-strand annealing; double-strand break repair via homologous recombination
Cellular component (GO): site of double-strand break
Molecular function (GO): double-stranded DNA binding; double-strand/single-strand DNA junction binding; single-stranded DNA binding
Source: RefSeq, a predicted model, not a curated record